UUUGGUAAAGCGAUGAUAACAUGGUAGCCAAGUGUUGGAGCUUCAAGUUUUAGAGAAUAAUAUCUCAUCAUUUCUCCGACAUAAACUUCGAUCCGGCUUUAUAGGAAACAAAAUGGCUUUUUCCAGAACCUGGUUUUUAUAUCCUUUUAUCCUACUGAUGUUCUCAAGUCAUGUCACGAAAUACUUUGAGGUUGCUGCAAUGGACACAAUCACACCGGGGAUUCACUUGAUUAGCUCAGCAACGAUUGUUUCAGCUGGUGAAAUGUUUGAGUUAGGAUUUUAUCAACCUGCAAAUUCAGUGAAUUACUAUGUGGCAAUUAUGUACAAGAAUAUCUUAGAAGAUCGAGUCGUUUGGAUAGCGAACCGGGAUUAUCCUGUGACUGCUUCAGCCUUUUUCUGCAUAGGCAAAGACGGCAACCUAGCGAUUCGGCAAGGUAGGAUCAUUUACAUGGUGACGGAUUUAAAUUUAACUAAUGCAAAUGUGAGUGCAACAUUGUUGGAUUCAGGCAAUCUUGUUUUGAGAGAUGAGAAUUCUAGCAUCUUAUGGCAAAGCUUUGAUUACCCUUCCCAUACUUUCUUGCCCGGGAUGAAACUCGGAUACGAUACGAUGAUUGGGAAAACUUGGUCAUACGUGUCAUGGAGGAGCUCUAAUGACCCAAGUCCUGGAAAUUUCACCUUCCAAUUGGAUCCCGGGAAAGAAAAGAGGCUCGUAAUCUUGAACGGAGACCAAAUAUACUGGAGAUCAAUUAGGCCAUGGGGAGAUGACAGCAGCUUUUUCGAAUUCCCUCCUGAAGCAAGGAUGAACAUGUACAACUUCACCUUUGUUUCUGAAUCCGAUGCAGCUUAUCUCACUUACACACUCUAUAGGAAUGACAUAAUCAGUCGAUUUACUCUCGAUGCAACAGGACAAUUGAGACAAGUCUUAUGGUUAGAAAAUGAAUGGAGUUUGUUGAACAGUCAACCGAGACAACCAUGUGACGUAUACGCUUACUGUGGAGCCAAUUCGAGCUGCAGCAAUGUUUCGUCCCCAUUUUGUAGCUGUUUACCUGGAUUUGAACCAAGCUCGGCGGAGCUUUGGAGCAAUGGAGAUUUCAAAGAAGGGUGCAAUAGGAAAAAUGAUUUACAAUGUGGCAUGGAAGGUCCAGGGACUACAGAGGAUGGAUUUCAUGAGAUUUCUAAUGUAAAAUUGCCACGAAAUCAGCUACCUCUAGAGGUUCAAAGCAUUGGUGAAUGCAGAUCAACUUGCUUAAAUAACUGCUCGUGUUCCGGUUUCUCGUAUACCGAUCAGAAUUGCUCGAUAUGGAGCGGCGAUCUUAUCAACUUGCAGCAGCUUCCAGCUGAUGGCAUCUCUGGAACAACUUUUUAUCUCAGACUAUCAACAUCGGAUUUGGGGACUAACAGAAGCACAAACAAUAUUAGGAGAGCAAUUAUUGUAUCAGUGACGAUUUCCAUGACAGUUUUUGGUUCAGCAUUGUUCAUUUGGCAAGUGAAGAAGAAAAGGGAAGAUAGAAAAGGGCAAGACUUGUUAACAUUUGAUAUUACUAUGAGCCCAGCACGUUCCGAAAAGAAACCAGCGAAACAAAGACGACAAGUAGAACAUGAGAAGGAAGUGGAAAUUCCAUUGUUCAGCUUUUCAAGCGUAUCAGCUGCUACUGAUAACUUCUCCUUCUCAAACAAACUUGGAGAGGGCGGUUUUGGACCUGUUUAUAAGGGAAAGUUAUUGAAAGGUGAAGAAGUAGCCGUAAAAAGGCUGUCGAGAAAAUCCAGGCAGGGUUGGGAUGAGUUAAAGAACGAAGCAAUGCUGAUCGCCAAACUCCAACACAAGAACCUUGUGAAACUUCUUGGUUGCUGCAUUGAAGGAGAUGAAAACAUUCUGAUCUACGAAUAUCUUCCCAAUAAGAGCUUGGAUUCUUUCCUCUUUGGUACCAAUGCAAUCUUCGUACUACCUUGGGAAACUAGAGUCCGAAUCAUCGAAGGAAUCGCUCAAGGCCUUCUUUAUCUCCAUCAAUAUUCCAGGGUUCAAAUCAUUCACAGGGAUUUGAAGGCCAGCAACGUCUUGUUGGAUAAGGAUAUGAACCCGAAAAUUUCCGACUUCGGGAUGGCUAGAAUCUUCGGAGGCACUGAACAACGAGCCACCAAUCGAAUCGUGGGAACUUAUGGUUACAUGGCUCCGGAGUAUGCUUUGGAAGGUGUUUUCUCAGUGAAAUCAGAUGUAUUCAGCUUCGGGGUUUUGUUGUUAGAGAUUUUGAGUGGCAAAAAGAACACUGGUCUUUAUCUCACCAAUUCUCUCAAUCUUAUUGGAUAUGCAUGGGAUCUUUGGACAAGUAAUAAGCCAUUGGAGUUGAUGGACAUCGACCUACAAGAUAAGUGUUGUCCAAAUGCAGCUACUAGAUACAUCAAUACUGCACUCCUUUGCGUCGAAGAUCGAGCAUCUAACAGACCAACCAUGUCCAAUGUCUUCAUGAUGUUGAACAACGAACUCGCCAUCUUGCCUUCUCCGGUGCGACCGGCUUUCUCGAAUGUCCGAAGUGGACUAGAGUCGAGUCAGAGCAUACCAGAGAUCUCCCAGAAUAAACUUACAGUCUCGGUUGUUGUCCCUCGGUGA
Molecule: messenger RNA, 2605 nt
Organism: Hibiscus syriacus
Lineage: Eukaryota; Viridiplantae; Streptophyta; Magnoliopsida; Malvales; Malvaceae
Product: G-type lectin S-receptor-like serine/threonine-protein kinase B120
Exons: 6
Coding region: 113-2605 (830 amino acids)
Biological process (GO): recognition of pollen; protein phosphorylation
Molecular function (GO): ATP binding; protein serine/threonine kinase activity
Source: RefSeq, a predicted model, not a curated record